AAUCUGGUAUUCUCCCGUACUGUGCUGCAAGUCUGCAACUUGUUUCUUUCUUUCUUCGAUUGUUCGGGUUUCAUAGUCGAGUUCUCUCUUUGAAGUGAAAUUACAUGUAUUUUUAUUUGGAAAGAUUGAUGCCUUUUCUUUCACGGUGUUGUAGCUGAUCUUCCUUGUUUUUUUCGAGUAAGAGGUAUUGGCGAUGUGUGGAUUACUGGUGAACGAGCGUGUCUUACAGUUGGAUUAUCGCGCGGAGUUUUUCUGUGUUUCUCUUAGUCAUGUUUGAUUGGAACGACGAAGAGAUUUCAAAUAUAAUAUGGGGUGAGGCCAAUGAGAGUGAUGACCAUAUUGUUCCUUAUCGGGAGGGAAUCGAUGAUUGUCAUGACAAAAAGGAAUGGAACCAAGAAGCUUCAGCCAUCAAGCCUGCUGAAAGGAAGACAGCUGUUCCUAAAAUUGAUGGUCAUGGUAAGAAGCUGGAUAGCAGUCCAAACUUGACCGCAAAUGGUCUUUCUGCCUCAGGAUUUGAUUUGGAGUCCUGGCCCAUUCGGUCUUCAUCUAAUGCUGCCAAAACGAAUAUUGAUUUCUUGGGUGCUGAAGUAUCUAAAGACUUGAAUGAAAUUACCAAUUAUGAUUCAGCGAAAGAAUCAGCUCAAAGUGCACAGGAUCCUGGAAUUUUUCAAAGUCCUGGUGAAGGCAAAGAACCUUGUGAUUUUGCUGACUUUGGCUGGGCGAACAUUGGAAGCUUUGAUGACCUCGAUCGAAUUUUUAGCAAUGAUGACCCAAUAUUUGGCACUGUAAACCUUGGUGAUGCCAAUGAGCUAUGGUCUUCCUCAAAAGAUGUAACUAGCAGCCCACUGAAGUCAUUUCCUGCUUCUGUGGGGUCUCCGAGUUUAGGUUUAGGAAUAUUAAAGAGUGCACCCGAACAAUUUGAAAUUAAAAGGGAGCAUGUGGAAGUAGAUGAUAAGUCGUGUACCCUUGGAUAUGGGAAACCAGAAAUCCCUGCACCUCAUGGUCUGCAGAUUGCACAAGCUAUCCUGGAUACUGGGGAUCGUGCUGGAGGUAAAAGUAAGACCAAGGAGAAGGAUCAGAAAAUGGAUCUCAAUCUAAUGGCGAGGGGCACCGUGACAAACCCUCAACUUGGUCCUGAAAAUGUUAGAUCCCCAAGUGAAUUUUCGGAUCAGUAUUUGCAGGCUACCAAGCAGAAAAAGCUUUUGAAAAGUCGGAAAAAGUUGGGCGUUAGGAAUGAGGGUAAAUUCUUCCAAGAUGUUUAUGGUAAUUGGACUUCAUCUGGCAACCCAUCUGGACAAUUUGGGAACCAAUUUUUAUCUCCCACGGUACAAUCUUCUCCACCAUCAGCUCUCAGUCAACAGAGACUGAUUCAAGGAUCUGAAGCUUUGCAAUACCAGCAUAACUCCUGUCCAUUUGUGGCUUCUUCUGCAUAUGGGGAUGCUGCAUGUUCAUUUUCUGUCAUACCUGUAAUGUCCCAUGGUCAACCUGAGGAGCUGAAGCAUCAACCUUUGCUUUCUGGUUAUGAAGUUUCUUCAGUUACUGCAAAUCCUGUAAACAAGUCUGGAGAUGCCCGUGUGAAAUCCCAGACAAUGACGGCUCAGGAAAAAAUUGAAAAACUAAGGAGGCGGCAGCAACUGCAGGCACUGCUUGCUAUUCAGAAACAACAGCAGCAGCUUGGCCACCAAGCCUCUAGUACUGAUCAUGGCAUCGUUCAAAAGUGUACCAAAGCAAAUCAGCUUGUUGAUGGAGCUAGCCUUGAAGUCAAGGAUCUAGGCUCCCUUUCUUCUCUAGAUCCAAACUCACCUCUAGAACAAGAUGAUUCCAAUACAAUCUCUCUUGAUGUAAAUGAUUACGCAGUUGAGGACACAAUAGUCUUCAGGCUUCAAGAUAUUGUUGCAAAGUUGGACAUGAGAGUAAGACUUUCUAUACGAGACAGCUUGUUCCGCUUGGCUCAGAGUGCAAUGCAAAGGAAUUAUGCUAGUGAUACUAGCAGUUCCAACCAUAAGGAUUUGCAAGUCGUUGCUAACGAGGAUAUCAAUAACAGUAACAGGAAUGCUAGUAUGCCUGAUGAGGAAACAGAGACUAAUCCCAUCGACCGAACUGUGGCUCAUUUGCUGUUUCAUAGACCUGUGGAAUUAUCUGGACAACAUCCCGAUACUCCAGAAUCGCCCAUCUUUACCAAGCUCCCAUGCGAGCUCAAAUCAAUGGCCCUAACGAACCCUUCAACUGGGUACUUGGCCGAAAGUUCGAAAAACAAACAGAACUUAUCAAAAAAUUCUAGCUUGUUGUCGGAGUCCCAGAUGGUAGGCCAAUAUACAAGCAGCCCCUGUUUAGAUACUUCAGAGAACCCAUCAAACAGUAGGCAGGGGAAUGGGGCUGCCAGGAACAUUGAGGCCUCUCAAUGAAGAGAGAAUUUUAGUGCUCCGUAAGACAACUAUAUCGCCAUCUUGGAGCACUAAUGAGCAUGAUUAUCGGUGUUUAGCUACACAAGAUAGGUGUAUCUAUGCCUAGCAUGUUGGAGAAUUCUAGUCAAUAGCAAUGUAGCUAGCUUCUGUCCAAAUAUUUGUCUGUUCUGUGUUCUCAGAUAUACUCAAGACUCUAUUCUUGCUGUGUGUAUGCUUUAGACUCUGGUGUUGAUGUGUGUAUUGCGAAUGCGGGAAGAAGACAAUAACGAAAGCCUCCAUUCUUUUCUUCCAGAAUAACAGAAUGUAUCGAACCCUAACUUCCUAAGCAAGUCUUUCUUUUUU
Messenger RNA from Tripterygium wilfordii, 2747 nucleotides. RefSeq names its product protein LNK2-like. The record is from RefSeq and is a predicted model, not a curated record. Gene Ontology annotation, biological process: circadian rhythm; regulation of DNA-templated transcription. NCBI's taxonomy places the organism in Eukaryota, Viridiplantae, Streptophyta, Magnoliopsida, Celastrales, Celastraceae. The transcript has 9 exons. The coding region runs from base 270 to 2405 and encodes 711 amino acids.